This is a messenger RNA of Anopheles stephensi (Asian malaria mosquito), 4767 nucleotides long. RefSeq names its product developmental protein eyes absent (gene eya). Gene Ontology annotation, cellular component: nucleus. Gene Ontology annotation, biological process: multicellular organism development; cell differentiation; positive regulation of DNA repair. The transcript has 8 exons. The record is from RefSeq and is a predicted model, not a curated record. Lineage: Eukaryota; Metazoa; Arthropoda; Insecta; Diptera; Culicidae. Gene Ontology annotation, molecular function: protein tyrosine phosphatase activity. Bases 984 to 3413 code for a protein of 809 amino acids.
AAAUUAGUUUCCAUUUAAAUCUCCGUCCGAGUGGAUCGUGCGUGGUCCCGCGACCACGUGUACCGUUUGCGUUGUCGUGCGUUUCGAAUGAAAAGUGGUUACGAUCACGUAGUAGAAACGGUUUGAAAAGUGGACGAGAGAGAAAAUAAGAAGGACGGGGAAACCUAGUUUGGUAGACUGGUUCGAUAGCGAGUGAUAAGCAAGUGGAAUUUACUGAGUGUUAAAAAGCUUCAAAAACAUGUUCAUUUCACAAAAGAAGGGAAACGAAAUUAUGUGAAUAUGUGUGUGUGCAAUAUAAAAAAUAAUUAGCAGUUUGAAAAGUGAGUUGCAGAUUGCUCAAAGUUAUGUCCUCGCUGUAACAGUGCUCUGAUUGAAAAAGACUCCCGGCGGCAGCAGUUUAGCAUCCUUUUCCAUCAGCGAGACGUCAGCAGGGCAUCGUCAUCCACGGGCAAUUGACACACCGAAUGGACAAAAUUGCAACGUGUGGUGCGUGUGUGCGUGUGUGUGUUUUUGUGCAGUGAUUGUGUGCGCCUAGAACGCCGUUUGAAGUGUGACCAAUGAGCCGUACCGGCUAGUGAAGUACUACUAUUCAUCCGUGCGUUGUGUGCGUGUGUGUGUUUGAGCUAAACGUCAAACAAACGCGUCAUCAUCGGUUAAUAAAAUCGUGCGGCUGGAACUGGUGCGCGACGAUCGAGGGUAAUCUUACUACGCAACGAUUACUACUGCUGCUGCUGCUGCUACUACUACUACCACCCUUGCUACUACUGCAACUACUUCGCUGCUGCUUCUACUGACACCGACACCGCCUGCUACUAGCAACCACUGAUCUUGCCUCGAGGUGUUGUUUGCCCCUCCCCCCCUAACCACACCGGUGCAUGUAAGUGUGCCCGUCCGUGAACUUUGUGCAUUAUUUCGACGGUGAUCGUGAGCGUGCGUGUGUGUGUGUGUGUUUCUGUCGAUUCUUAAUGUGAAAAUCGUAUGAAAUGGUGACACUAAUGCCUUGUAGCUAUAUAUCUGCCCCCCGGAUCUCCAUCAUUGAUAAAAUGAUAGAGAUAGAACCAAAGGGAAAACGAUCGCGCACCGAAGGACCAGACACGACGGACCGUUCCCGUAUCUACAGUAAUCUGUCGGAGUCACCACUAGGACCGGGAACGACAGUGCCAACGCUGGACAGUAUCGGUAGCGGGUCGGCCUUAGCCUUGGGCACACCGUUCCACUAUCCGGCCGGUGCGUUGUCAGCGCACAGUCAUCACGCCACUGGCGGUGUCAGUAGUGAUCACAACGUGUUCAAUCAUACUGCACUCGGUGCCACCACGGCAACGACGGCCAUCGGAAGUAGUUCGAUAGCUUCCAGUUCCUAUCGGCUGGGUGGCAAUACCUCCGGCGGUUCGAUCGCGCUGCACAACGGGCUCAACUUAAGCUACGGACCAUUGCCGAACGGUAGUGGCUCAGGAAUUGGCAGUAGUAGUGGUGGUGGUGGUGGUGGUGGUGGUACUCUCCUGACAAGUCCUGGAUCGCUCGCAAGCCGUCUGAACAAUAGCGCCGGCAGUAGCAGCAGCAGUAGCGCAAGCAGUGGUGGUGGCAGUAGCGCAUCGACCACCGUCACCUCGGGGACUGGUUCCGGUGGAAGUUCGGCGGGAUCCAGCACGGCGGGAGGGCUGGUGGAUGGAUUGUCCACGCUGGCAACUGGUGGAACUGGCAGCAGCGGCAGCACUGUAGGUCUGCUAACGACCGGAGGAUCCGCCGAGCUGGGAAUGUCGCACUGGCUUAGCGACGGUACGGUCAAGUCGGAACUGCGCAGCCCCGGACUGGACGCGAAUCUGGCGGCGACGGCAACCAACCUACCGCUCGGGUCCACCACCACCGCCCACCUCGACGGAACCGGUCUGUUCUGUGCCAAUCCCGGCACUACCGCUGCCACGCUGGACGCGCUCCAGAGCCAGUCGGCUGCGGCCUCGAAUGUGUACGACCACAAGUCGGACUACUACAACUACUACAACAGCAUGCAGCAGUACACGCCGGCAUUCUACUCGUCCGCGUACGGUGCGACGGCGUACGGUGCGCGGACGGCCUCCACCAAGAUCCCGUCCCCGAACACCUAUCUGGCGUCGCCGUACGCCGCGGCCGCCGCCGCCAGCAACAACAAUUCCGCCCAGCUCUACUCCUCCUACGGGUACAACUCGUCGUUUGGUCAGUUCGGGGCGGGCCAGCAGGAUGGGUACAGCUACUACAACGAUCAGUACAGUCCGUACUAUGCCAACACCGCCAGCUAUUCGCCCUACGUCAGUUCGCCUGGCUCGAGCGGUAGCCAGGCUGGGUUCCAUGUGGCGGCUGGGCUUUCGGCGGACAGUCCGUCCGAAGCGCAUGCCACUACACCGAACAUGCUGGCCCACUCGCACUCGCCACAGUCACCGAUCUCGAUCUCACCUACGGCCGGCAUUGGAGCGGUCCCGGGUGUGGGAGGAUCGGUCAGCAGCAAGACAACGCCGACCGGGAAAUCGGGACGCGCCCGUGGAAGGCGGCACGCACAUCCAAGUCCGACGCGCAGCUCGACCAGUGAGCCGGGCAUUAGUGAGAAGGCUCCGGAGCGGAUCUUCGUGUGGGAUCUCGACGAGACGAUCAUCAUCUUCCACUCGCUGCUAACUGGGUCUUAUGCUGGGCGAUACAAUAAGAACCGCGACCACCAGGUGCAGCUGGGCUACCGGAUGGAGGAGCUGAUCUUCAACAUGGCCGACGCGUACUUCUUCUUCAACGAUCUGGAAGAGUGCGAUCAGAUACAUAUCGACGAUGUGGCGUCCGACGACAAUGGGCAGGAUCUCAACAACUACAACUUUGCCGCCGACGGGUUCCACAAUGCCACACCGCAAGCAGGAGCUCCACCCAAUGUUUGUCUUCCGAAUGGUGUGCGCGGUGGCGUCGACUGGAUGCGAAAGCUCGCGUUUCGCUAUCGGAAAAUCAAGGACACGUACAACACCUACCGGAACAAUGUUGGUGGUUUGCUAGGACCGCAGAAACGUGACCACUGGUUGCAGGUGCGUUCCGAAAUUGAGCUGGAGACGGACAGCUGGCACAGUCUAACGCUGAAGUGCUUAAACAUGAUCGCCCAGCGCGAAAACUGCGUCAACGUGCUCGUGACUACGACGCAGCUUGUGCCGGCCCUCGCCAAGAUACUUCUGUACGGGUUGGGCCAAGUGUUCCCGGUGGAGAACGUGUACAGUGCGAACAAAAUUGGUAAGGAACAAUGCUUCGAGCGCAUCGUUACCCGGUUCGGACGCAAGAGCACGUACGUGGUGGUUGGCGAUGGGCAGGAUGAGGAGAAUGCGGCCAAAAAUCUCAACUUUCCGUUCUGGCGGAUAUCGAGCCACAGUGACAUCCGAUCGUUGCAUACCGCGCUCGAGAUGGGUUUCUUAUGAAAGCCUUACCGUACUGCCACGUGCUCUCCGUGUGCGAACGGGACGAUGCCGAUGGGUGGCCGAAAGUCAUCGCUUCUCCACGUUUGGCCGGUGGCCAAACACCAAAACCAAAAGACAAGGCUUCUCUGGCGUCUCCAGCACUUAUCGCUCAACCGGAAAACCUACGGAGUCACGUGUCUGCAACGAUUGUGCGCCGUCGUGACGUUGGUAGGCAGCCAGUAUUUAUUAUUGUUUAUAGUGUAGCUUAUUAGGGUAUAAAUUAUUUCGUAAAGCUCCAAACACAUGGGUGUGUGAGUGUGUGUGUACUCGCUUUCGAAUGCAGCAGAGUAGAGAAGAGUCUAGAACUGCUCAAAACGAUAGGAAAACGGACCCAGGUCGUGCAAGUCAGACCAUGCCAAACAGCACUAAUGUGGUGAACGUAGAGAAAAGUCCUGUAAAUCAAACAUCUUCUAGCUGCUGUACGAGAGCACGAGUGUAUAGAAACGUCAAGCGCAUAAACGGAUUUUAUAUACGGAUAUAAACACGAUAUAUACAUAUACUAAGGUGGGCCACAAUGGGGCGGCCAGAAAGCCCAAUAUCCCAGUGCAAAUAUCUCUUUCUUUCCGCCUAACAAUUGUCUAUAUACAGUAUGUAAAAUUACAGUCGAAUAAUGGAAAAACUAUAUGAAGAGAGAGAGAGAGAGAGAGAGAGAGAGAGAGAGAGAGAGAGAGAGCUGUGUGAAAACGGAUGUAGAAAGUGAGGCAAAAUGGCCGCUAGUAAUUGCGUACAUUAUCCCUUUCUUUUCAUUAGAUAGAACCGCAAGAUAUGUUUAGAGUAGAAAGUUGCGCGUGCGUGCGUAAGGAUACUAUAUCAUCAGCUAGUAGCCCAGACGGACCUCCGGUUGAAGUUUUUCCCGCGUUUCUGUGUAUCAUCAAAACCCGUUUGAUAGGUCGCUGUAAAUAUCUUAUCCAAAACGGUCCCGUAUUAUCCGGAAGUGUUGGGAUCGUUCCAUCUGUAGGUGUAAUUUGUUGUAGCUGUGACAUUAAGAGAAAAGCGAUGGUAAAAUGGGUGGGUUGAUCGGAUAGCAAAAUACACACAACAACAACAAAAAUUACUAUACAACCCUCCAAGAACGGUACGACGGCAUGGUGUACAUAUUUGUGCGAUGGUUUACUCAAAUCAAAAUAUUAUCCUAUAGUCAAUAAAGUUUAUCGCAGAAAUCGCAGCCACUGUCACGCGAUCAUUGGAUCAAUCUUGUAAGUGUUUGGCACAUGCACAUGGUUUUCGUUGGCAGUUACGGGACGGUGUGUCCCAAACUGCGUGCCAAGCAGAUGGUCUGUAAAACGAAUAAAGUGAAAAACAAAGUACAUCAGCA